Messenger RNA from Silurus meridionalis, 2046 nucleotides. RefSeq names its product CXXC finger protein 1b (gene cxxc1b). Bases 236 to 1927 code for a protein of 563 amino acids. Gene Ontology annotation, molecular function: zinc ion binding; DNA binding. The transcript has 14 exons. Gene Ontology annotation, biological process: positive regulation of DNA-templated transcription. The record is from RefSeq and is a predicted model, not a curated record. NCBI's taxonomy places the organism in Eukaryota, Metazoa, Chordata, Actinopteri, Siluriformes, Siluridae. Gene Ontology annotation, cellular component: Set1C/COMPASS complex.
CGAAGAAGAAAUGAAAGCGGAAUUUGUUUAACCGCUGUGUUUGGUGUUGUGUUUUUUUGUUGUUGUUGCUGCUAUUACUUUAUUUAACGUAUAGUCUUAUAUUUCGAAAUAAGGAAUAACCGAGACUGUUUCCAAUUUAAUUCCAAGUGAAGCGGAAGCAUUUCCUUCCGCUGGAGAGUUUUUUUUUUCUCUCAGUCGAGACUGUUUUGCGUAUAUUUGCGGCUAAUUCGCGCCGAUGGAUAGUGAAUUCUCAGAUAUGGACCAAGUGGCAGCAUUGGACAACAGCAGUAUAGAAGAGGAGAAGCCUCUGUACUGCAUUUGUCGGAAGCCAGACAUCAAUUGUUUCAUGAUUGGCUGUGAUAACUGUAACGAGUGGUUUCAUGGACAUUGCAUAAAUGUGACUGAGAAAAUGGCCAAGGGUAUCAGAGAGUGGUAUUGCCAGCAGUGUCAGGAAAUGGAUCCCUCUCUGGAAUUAAAAUACCGCUCAAAGAAGUCGCGUGAGAAAGAGAUUGAACCAGAGAGAAUUGAAAAACGAUCAUGUUCUUUAGACUUUAAACUGGACAAGCGCCGUGGAUCCAAAGUGAAACGGUCCGCACGCAUGUGUGGUGAGUGUGAACCCUGCAGACGUACUGAAGACUGUGCGCAGUGUGACUUCUGCAAGGACAUGAAGAAAUUUGGGGGCCCGAACAAAAUCCGGCAAAAAUGUCGCCUGCGGCAGUGUGUAGUUCGUGCAAGGAAAAUGCUGCGUGUUCGAGAUGAGGAGUAUUUCCUGCACGAGAGGACAGAAAAUAGGAUGCACAGAGACAGACGAUACUCAGAUGAUUAUAAUGAUGUUGAGAUGGAGCUGUACUCACAAUACAAGGACCAGAACAUGCCAUGGGGCAGUGAGGAUGAUGAAGGUCUAGUUUACAGCCCUGCCCACUGCAAGAAAGCUAUAAAAGUCAAGCAUGUUAAACGCAGAGAGAAGAAAUUUGACAAAAAGAAGGAGUCCCGAAGGCACAAGCAAAAACAAAAGCAUAAAGACCGUACAAGGCACAGUGAAAAAAGUGAUUGCCGUUACACUGGAGAUUUGCACCAGUGCUUGGGACCUAGCUGUAUUGAAUUGGCACGUCCUAACUCAAAAUACUGCUCCGAGGACUGUGGCAUGAAGCUAGCAGCCAAUCGGAUCUACGAGAUUCUUCCACAGCGCAUCCAGCAGUGGCAGCAGAGUCCGUGCAUCGCUGAGGAACAAGGCAGGAAGCAACUGGAGCGAAUUCGAAAGGAGCAGCAGGCUGCUCGCAUGCGACUUGCUGAAAUGGAGCGCCGCUUUCAUGACCUAGAGGGAAUCAUUGCUAAAGCCAAGCAGCAAGUGGUUCAGCAGGAUGAGGAGGUAAAUGAGAUGGAGAAUGAGGAUACAGAUCUCCAAAUCUUUUGUGUAUCUUGCAGUCACCCCAUUAACCCUAAAGUAGCAAUGAGACACAUGGAGAGGUGUUAUGCCAAGUAUGAAAGCCAGACGUCUUUUGGCUCUAUUUUCCCAACACGAAUAGAAGGAGCAACAAGACUUUUUUGCGAUGUGUAUAACCCUCAGAGCAAAACAUACUGCAAGAGGCUUCAGGUUUUAUGUCCGGAACAUUCCAGAGACCCCAAGGUGCCAGUGGAUGAAGUGUGUGGAUGUCCUCUAGUGCGCAAUGUCUUUGAGCCCACGGGAGAGUACUGCAGAAUGUCUAAGCGCAGAUGCAACAGACACUAUUGCUGGGAGAAACUCAGACGAGCAGAAGUAGAUCUCGAGCGUGUUCGAGUGUGGUACAAGUUGGAUGAGCUGUUUGAGCAGGAACGUAACGUAAGAACAGCGAUGACUAACAGAGCCGGACUGCUGGCUCUCAUGUUGCACCAAACUAUUCAGCAUGAUCCUCUGACCACCGAUUUACGCAGCAACAAAGACAGAUAGCGAUGCACAGUUACAGCUCCAACCUACCCUUUGUGUUGUAAUUAAUAAAGGUUAUUUUGUAGUGUUCAUUAAUGUAUUUUUGUGUGUGAAACUGAAUAUAGUAAAAUUUUUUUACACAA